Messenger RNA from Mercenaria mercenaria, 495 nucleotides. RefSeq names its product piggyBac transposable element-derived protein 2-like. Bases 1 to 495 code for a protein of 164 amino acids. The record is from RefSeq and is a predicted model, not a curated record. NCBI's taxonomy places the organism in Eukaryota, Metazoa, Mollusca, Bivalvia, Venerida, Veneridae. The transcript has a single exon.
AUGCGUGAAAAGCCGGACGAAAAAUGGCGCGAAGUGACUGUGGCUGACAUCAAGGCAUAUAUUGGAUUUCAAAUUGUUAUUGGAGUGAUCAUAGCACCACAACUUGAUGACUAUUUUUCAACUGAUGAAAUGUUCGGAAUAUGUGGAAUCAAGCAUAGAAUUAAUCGUGAUAGAUUUGACAAUAUCAAUCAGUACUUUCAUGCCGCGGACACAUCGGUAAAUCCACCCAGAGGAGACGCCGGUCAUGACAAAAUCGCGCACGUGCGUCCAAUGCUUGAAAAAGUACGAACUUCACUGUCGUCUGCGUAUCGGCCACACAGGGAGUCGACAAUUGACGAGGCAAUGGUUGCUUACACCGGAAGGCUUUCCACCCAGCAGUAUGUCCCGAUGAAACCAACGAAGCGCGGGAUAAAAGUAUGGGUUCGGGCUGAUCCGCACAAUGAUUUUAUCAACGACUUUCAGGUGUACCUUGGAAAGGAAAACAACACAGGAUAG